Messenger RNA from Orycteropus afer afer, 2959 nucleotides. It is a transcript of the gene KHDC4, whose product is annotated as KH domain containing 4, pre-mRNA splicing factor. The record is from RefSeq and is a predicted model, not a curated record. NCBI's taxonomy places the organism in Eukaryota, Metazoa, Chordata, Mammalia, Tubulidentata, Orycteropodidae. Gene Ontology annotation, molecular function: RNA binding. Gene Ontology annotation, cellular component: nucleus.
UGUGCAGAGCCGGUCGCCAUGUCCGCGGGGAGCGCGACGCAUCCUGGAGCUGGCGGGCGCCGCAGCAAAUGGGACCAACCAGCUCCAGCGCCCCUUCUCUUCCUCCCACCAGCAGCCCCAGGUGGGGAGGUCACCAGCAGUGGGGGAAGCCCAGGGGGCUCCACAGCUGCUCCUUCUGGAGCCUUGGAUGCUGCUGCUGCUGUGGCUGCCAAGAUCAAUGCCAUGCUCAUGGCCAAAGGGAAGCUGAAACCAACUCAGAAUGCUGCUGAGAAGCUUCAGGCCCCUGGCAAAGGCCUGACUAGCAAUAAAAGCAAGGAUGACCUGGUAGUAGCUGAAGUAGAAAUCAAUGAUGUGCCUCUCACAUGUAGGAACUUGCUGACUCGAGGACAGACCCAAGACGAGAUCAGCAGGCUUAGUGGGGCUGCAGUAUCAACUCGAGGGAGGUUCAUGACAACUGAGGAGAAGGCCAAAGUGGGACCAGGGGAUCGUCCAUUAUAUCUUCAUGUGCAGGGCCAGACCCGGGAAUUAGUGGAUAGAGCUGUAAACCGAAUCAAAGAAAUUAUCACCAAUGGGGUGGUGAAAGCUGCCACAGGGACAAGUCCAACUUUUAAUGGUGCAACAGUCACCGUCUAUCACCAGCCAGCACCCAUCGCUCAGCUAUCUCCAGCUAUUAGCCAGAAGCCGCCUUUCCAGUCAGGGAUGCAUUAUGUUCAAGAUAAAUUAUUUGUGGGUCUAGAACAUGCUGUGCCCACUUUUAAUGUCAAGGAGAAGGUGGAAGGUCCAGGCUGUUCCUAUUUGCAACACAUUCAGAUUGAAACAGGUGCCAAAGUCUUCCUACGGGGCAAAGGUUCAGGCUGCAUAGAGCCAGCAUCUGGCCGAGAAGCUUUUGAACCUAUGUAUAUUUACAUCAGUCAUCCCAAACCAGAAGGCCUAGCUGCUGCCAAGAAACUCUGUGAGAAUCUUUUGCAAACAGUUCAUGCUGAAUACUCUAGAUUUGUGAAUCAGAUUAAUACUGCUGUACCUUUGCCAGGCUAUACACAACCCUCUGCUAUAAGUAGUGUCCCUCCUCAACCACCAUAUUAUCCAUCCAAUGGCUAUCAGUCUGGUUACCCUGUUGUUCCCCCUCCUCAGCAGCCAGUUCAACCUCCCUAUGGAGUGCCAAGUAUAGUGCCACCAGCUGUUUCAUUGGCACCUGGAGUCUUGCCAGCAUUACCUACUGGAGUCCCACCUGUGCCAACACAAUACCCGAUAACACAAGUGCAGCCUGCAGCUAGCACUGGACAGAGUCCGAUGAGUGGUCCUUUUAUUCCUGCUGCUCCUGUCAAAACUGCCUUACCUGCUGGUCCCCAACCCCCGCCCCAGCCCCAGCCCCCACUCCCAACUCAGCCUCAGGCACAGAAGAGGCGAUUCACAGAAGAGCUACCAGAUGAACGAGAGUCUGGACUUCUUGGAUACCAGCAUGGACCCAUUCAUAUGACUAAUUUAGGUACAGGCUUCUCCAGUCAGAGUGAGAUUGAAGGGGCAGGAUCGAAGCCAGCAAGUUCCUCAGGCAAAGAGCGAGAGAGGGACAGGCAGUUGAUGCCUCCACCAGCCUUUCCAGUGACUGGUAUAAAAACUGAGUCUGAUGAAAGGAAUGGGUCUGGGACCUUAACAGGGAGCCAUGAUUAUCCAGCCAAGAAGAUGAAGACUACAGAAAAGGGGUUUGGCUUGGUAGCUUACGCUGCAGAUUCAUCUGAUGAAGAGGAGGAACAUGGAGGUCAUAAAAAUGCAAGUAAUUUCCCACAGGGCUGGAGUUUAGGCUAUCAGUACCCUUCAUCACAGCCACGCGCUAAACAACAGAUGCCAUUCUGGAUGGCCCCAUAGGAAACAGUGGACCAGAAUUUUGACCCUCAGUGACUCUUCUUUAGCAAUAAUGCAUGUAUUUGAUUUGACAAGACUCUGGGGCCUGUACUGAGAACCAUCUUGGACCUUUGCAGAAGUUAGAGAUGCAGUGUCCCCUUCCUAAAGGGGCUCCAUUGUUUUUAAAACAUCCUUAUUUCUACAGUGGCAUAGCAUCUGUUAAAAUUUACUUAGAAUCACAAACUUGUCUCUGAAGCUUUUUUUAACAGUGGAUGAAAUGUGCGUGUUCAACAAAGCAUCCCAACUGGGUCAUUCCCUUAUACACCUGACUGGGCCCAGGCUUUUCCAAACGAAUAGCCCCUACUCUGAUGUGAAGAAAGUUUUAUUUGUAUUUUACUACUGUUGAGUCAAUUUUGAUAACAACUGGUUACAUACAAAGCCUUACUAUUUAUUAGUGGGGAAGUGAUUUUAGGACCAUCCUUUACUUUCAGCACUUAAUUCUAAGUGAUUCUCAUUCAUAUUUCACCUUUGGAUUCUUUUUCUUUGGAAAAUGCCAUUUUACUAAAUUAAAACUGUUGGAUAUAGCUGGAUUCUGGGCAAGAAAAUGAAUUUUUUUGUUGUUGUUACAUCUUUUUUUGGGGAUGAUCCAAAGCUGGCCUUCAUGCACAGUUGUCUCAGCCAUUGGUUUUUUUUUUUUUUUCCAAUUGCCCUCAUAAGCUCCUUGUCUUCAGCUGAGUCAGAGAAAACUACUUGACCAAAAGCUGGUCGGAACUCAUUACAGAAAUGAAACACAGUGGUGUCUCUCUCUCUCAGAACUGGCUGAAGGUAAAAUAGAGAGAUUUGACUGCUCGCAGUAGGAUGGUGGACUUAGUGACUGAAAUUGCAACUUGUCCUUUUUCUUGGCAUUACAGGUUUUGCCAAAACAACUUUUUUGUAUCAAAUAUUGAUGUGUGAAAGUGAAGGAGCUAGUCUGCUGAACCAGAAGUAGUUUGAGAUACUGAACUGUCAUUUUUGCACAUUUGAAUACUUUGCAGGCUGGCUUUGUAUAAACAUGUCCUCUGGUUUCCUAUAUGUUGUAAAUAUUUAGACCAUAAUUUCAUUAUAAAUAAAUGUACAAAUA